AUACCACCUCGCGCGUCAGCACCUUUGAGGCUCUUCUGUGUUCUGCCGACAUUGUGUUGCAUCUCCUUGUACUUGGUGCCCGUUCGAAUCUGCAGCGUGGCUACUUGAUCUCUUCUGUUCUGCAAUUUAUGUAUUUUUUGAGAUCCGCUCCCUUCGAAUCCCUGCCGUAAGGCUCGCUCAGCUCCACCACUACUUCGAUAUAACUUCAAGUCCUCCGUCCAGCAGGGAUGCCUGCAAAAUCCAGGUUUACAAGGCUGGAUGCCUUCACGAAAACGGUCGAUGAGGCAAGAGUACGCACAACAUCAGGAGGAAUUGUUACGAUAGCUUCACUGCUUAUCGUUCUGUUCCUCGCAUGGGGAGAAUGGGCGGAUUAUCGACGGAUAGUGGUACAUCCGGAGUUGGUAGUAGACAAGGGACGAGGAGAGCAGAUGGAAAUUCAUCUGAACAUCACUUUCCCCCGGAUCCCUUGCGAGCUCUUGACACUCGAUGUGAUGGAUGUCUCCGGCGAGCAGCAGACUGGUGUCAUGCAUGGAAUCAAUAAAGUCAGGCUUGCACCCGCUGAUGAGGGCGGAAGAGUCAUUGAUAUUAAGGCUCUGGACUUGCACGCCGAUGAUCAAGCAGCACACCUUGACCCUGAUUACUGCGGUGGCUGUUACGGUGCAACACCACCUCCGAACGCACAAAAACCGGGAUGCUGCAAUACCUGUGACGAAGUUCGAGAAGCGUAUGCCAGUGUGUCCUGGGCCUUCGGACGAGGCGAGAAUGUAGAGCAAUGCGAGCGUGAACACUAUGCAGAACGAUUGGAUUCUCAACGAAAGGAGGGCUGCCGUAUUGAGGGGGGUCUGCGAGUUAACAAGGUUAUUGGAAAUUUCCAUAUCGCCCCUGGAAGGAGUUUCAGCAACGGGAAUAUGCAUGUCCACGAUCUUAACAACUUCUUCGAUACUCCUGUCCCAGGCGGUCAUGUUUUCACGCACCACAUCCACUCUCUCCGCUUUGGACCACAGCUUCCAGAUGAUGUUAUCGCGAAGACGGGCUCUAAGUCGCUUCCCUGGACAAACCAUCAUUUGAACCCCCUGGAUAACACAGAGCAAGUUGCACCCGAACCGGCUUACAAUUUCAUGUACUUUGUUAAGGUUGUCUCGACUUCAUACCUUCCACUAGGCUGGGAGAAGAAUACUGGCAGCAGUUCAGGAAGCAACAACGUUGGCCUUGGAUCCUAUGGGCACCAAGAUGAUGGCAGCGUUGAGACACAUCAGUACUCAGUCACCAGUCAUCGUAGGAGUCUGGCCGGCGGUGAUGAUUCUGCUGAAGGUCACAAGGAGAAAUUGCAUGCUCGUGGUGGUAUCCCGGGGGUCUUCUUCUCAUACGAUAUCUCACCAAUGAAAGUCAUCAACCGCGAAGAGAGAUCGAAGUCCCUUUCAGGAUUUCUCACCGGACUCUGUGCCAUCGUGGGCGGUACCCUGACCGUGGCCGCAGCAGUUGAUCGUGGAUUAUACGAGGGACACACGAGGCUGAAGAAGCUGCAAUCAAAAAAUCUGUGAUGGGGGCAUGUUAUGUAUAUGGGUGGCUGGCACGGAAUGGAGUUUAGAGGGCUUGAAUAUAUAGGGUGAAUACCAAAAUUGAACGAUUACCAUGAUUUCGAAGGGGGGGUAUCACACGUGAUCAAGAAGCGGGAGUCAGCUGGGUUCUUGGGAAAAGGGGGGG
This is a messenger RNA of Amorphotheca resinae ATCC 22711, 1704 nucleotides long. RefSeq lists its product as hypothetical. The coding region runs from base 228 to 1541 and encodes 437 amino acids. Gene Ontology annotation, cellular component: COPII-coated ER to Golgi transport vesicle; Golgi membrane; endoplasmic reticulum membrane. Gene Ontology annotation, biological process: endoplasmic reticulum to Golgi vesicle-mediated transport; retrograde vesicle-mediated transport, Golgi to endoplasmic reticulum. The record is from RefSeq and is a predicted model, not a curated record. Lineage: Eukaryota; Fungi; Ascomycota; Leotiomycetes; Helotiales; Amorphothecaceae. The transcript has 4 exons.